AUGUAAAAAGUGAUUACCCCUGAAAUUGUGAGAACAUUUACCAAACCCUGCGAUAAAUUUCUAUGCAAACCAUCAGAGGAAAUCAAAUUUAUUAAAUUUAUACUCAGAGAUGCCGACGAUAACUUUAUUUUAUUUGACUUUGAGAAUGAUGAAGAAAAUCAACAAUAGGAGGUUUUGAGUUAUUAAUUCACACCCCAAUAUUUUGAUAUCAAGACUUUGGGAGCAACCAAAAUCUUCAAGACCUUUGAUAAGCCAUUAAAGAACUUGUUACUCGUUGAUAGAUUCUAUUUUAAAAACAACCUCAUAAAAGAAUACGAAUUUUGCUUUCCUUUUUGCAUACCACAUUCCACCAAUACGUGGGAAUCCAUGUAUGAUUAGCCUGCAUUGGGUGCAAACCUAAAGGAUCUAAUGCUCAUAAAUCCAUGGAAAACAAAAAGCGAUACAUUUCUGUUUAUAGAUGGAAAACUAGCCAACCAUGAGAGAAUAGAAUAUGAUUUUAGUGGAGGCUAAGAAGAUUUUGAUUGA
This is a messenger RNA of Paramecium tetraurelia, 525 nucleotides long. RefSeq lists its product as uncharacterized. The transcript has 2 exons. Gene Ontology annotation, cellular component: cilium. Gene Ontology annotation, molecular function: lipid binding. Gene Ontology annotation, biological process: cilium assembly; lipoprotein transport. The record is from RefSeq and is a predicted model, not a curated record. NCBI's taxonomy places the organism in Eukaryota, Ciliophora, Oligohymenophorea, Peniculida, Parameciidae.